This is a messenger RNA of Octopus bimaculoides (California two-spot octopus), 2223 nucleotides long. RefSeq names its product aquaporin-11. Gene Ontology annotation, molecular function: channel activity. Gene Ontology annotation, cellular component: membrane; cytoplasm. The record is from RefSeq and is a predicted model, not a curated record. NCBI's taxonomy places the organism in Eukaryota, Metazoa, Mollusca, Cephalopoda, Octopoda, Octopodidae. Gene Ontology annotation, biological process: transmembrane transport.
GUGUAUGUGUGUGUGCAAGUGUAUGUGUGUCUGUGUCUAUGUGUGUUCUUGUGUGUACGUGUAUAUGUAUGUUUCAUUGCUAGAAGUCUAUUUUUACUUUCUCUUCUGCCCGCUGUUCACCGAAGUCUUCUUACCAAUUUGGUAACAGUAUCCCUCAACAAUUUGGGUGUGUUCUCCGAUGAUCUAUUAAAAGGCGGCUGACGACAGGCGAUAAAAAAUUUGUCGUUACAAACUUAUAAAGAAGAAAGAAUAGUAUUGAUAGCAAUAGCCAUAAUAAUAUUAACAGUAAUAAACUAACAGACAAAUAAACCACCGAAGACUGAGAUACGCUGGGGGAUCACUGGAUUCAGUAAAUGGAACAGAGUAAGUGAGCGAAAUCAAAGAGUGAACAGUACAGCAUAACAUUGAUCAUUUGGAGACCGUGUCACGUCCACCUUAACGUCUCAGUUAUUUCUUAACAAGUUCGCCUUCAUCACUUGGGUUUAUUGUUGUGAUCCCGAAUCGAAAGAAAGGUUUUAUUUAAGUCUUCGAUGGAGGAAGCAGCAGAAUCCAUUGUGAAGACUGCUGCUGAGUCAGUAGUGAAUGCAGCAACGGAAUCUGUAGUGAAUGGGGCAGCAGAGUCUGUAGCAGAAGCAGUGACCGAUUCCAUAGUAGAAAGUGCAGCCAGUACCAUAUUGGAGUCAGCCGCCGAGUCUGUGUUAGAAACAGCCACCGAGUCUGUGUUCGAAACCGCCACCGAGUCGAUACUAGAAGCAGCAACCGAGUCAGCAUUCGAAACCGCUACUGAGUCAAUACUAGAAGCAGCUAGUGACUCUGUGCUAGAGGCCGCCACUGAGUCAGUCACAGAAGGAAUAUUUGAAGGGGUUAUUGAAGACUCAGCGGCAGACGUCCUUACAGAAACCAUGAAUAACGUUGCCGAAGCUGCAGCAGAUAGCCAAGUGUUUUCGCCUUUGAACAUGCUUGGAAUCGAGCCAAUGAAUUACCGACAGUUAUACCAGAUGGUGGCAGGGGUGACAGUUCCGGAAACGGACUACCUGGAGCCUUACAUGGCAACAGUCGUCUACUUACUGGUCGUCAUCACUCUUGGACUGGUUCUAAGAAAACUUACCAAAGCCAUCAUGCCUGCCAGUAUUCAGGUCUACUUGGUCGAAUUUGUGGCCACCAUGGAAGUGUGUUCGUAUUUCUUUGAGAACAAUUUCGUUCUGAAACACUACGGAUACACUGUAUUCUUCUUUGUCAUCGUGCUGGAGAUUCUUAUUUCGAACAGGACCCUGGAAGGUGCAUCCGAAAAUCCUAUCAAGGCGCUGGACGAAUUUUCGAAACGUGAGAUUGGAUUCGACAAGGCAAUAUUGAAAAUUGUGGUUCAGUGUUUUGGCGGUCUUGCUGCCUACCGACUGGCCCAGCUGGUUUGGUCGCUAGACAUGAUUGAAGAUCACCACGUGAGGUACUACGAAGUUUCUUGCGACACCGACUUGGUCACGUCUAUCGCUCUCGGGUUCCUUGUUGAGAUGGGAGCAGCUUUUAUCGAUACGUAUCUGGGCAAGCAGUCUCUGUCAUCGACGCCGUUCAUCGAUGAAUUGAUUAAGGCAGUCAAUGGUGGAGUUAUGAUUGUCGGCGGGGUCAGUUUAACUGGAAUGUACUUCAACCCCGCUAUGGCAACUGGUCACAUGCUCGGAUGCAAAGGAACCGAAAUGUGGGAGCACAUCUUAGUCUACUGGGCAGGACCCUUCUUGGGUUGUUUGUGUGGUGUUAUACUUGAUAAAUAUAUACGUAUCAACCAGGGUAUGCUGGUCUGAACUGGAAGAAUAGGAGAGAAAAAGAAAAUAAGAAAGAAGAAAAAGGAAUAAAGAAAAACAGCGAUGUAACAACAAUAAAACAAAAGGCUUGAGAUGUGAGUGUGAGUGUGAGUGUGUGAGAGAGAGAAAGAUAGAUAAAGAGAGAGAGAGAGAGAGAAAAUAGAGAGGGUGAGAGAAUGUUAGGGGAGUUAGGCAGAGAAAGAUAGAAAGAAAGAGAGAGAGAGAGAAAAAGAGAGGAAGAGAGAGAAAGAAAGAAUGAGACAAUAUUAGGAAAGGCAGAGAGAGAGAGAGAGAGAAAGAAAGAGAAAGAGAGAGAGAGGAAGGGGGGAUUUUACAGGAAAAAGAAAACUUUUCCAAGAUGUUUUAUGAAAUUCGAAACUGAGGAAUAAAGAGAAAAAUAUAUAAAUAAAAAAAAAAAAGAAAGAAU